AACUGAAAGAAACAAGGGGGAGAGCAGGAGAGGUGAACAUUUUUGAAAGAUCACUCAGCUCUAACACACCUGGGCUGGGUCUGGAUAAAAAAAAGUGGGGCCUGCAAACGUCUUGGAGAAAACAUCAGGAGGAGAAAGAGAGAGGGGGGUUUCUUCAAAGUUGUUUCCAGUCCCUACCAGUUCUCAGAGAAGGUGGCGAUGGUAUGGAUGUAACCAAGAAAAACAAGAGAGAUGGCUCUGAAGUCACUGAAAGAAUUAUCACGGAGACAGUAACCACAAGACUUACAUCCUUACCACCAAAAGGGGGAACCAGCAAUGGCUAUGCUAAAACAGGCUCUCUUAGUGGAGGGAGCAGGCUAGAGAAGCACAGCCUGACACAUGGCAGCAGUGGCUACAUAAACUCAAGUGGAAGCACACGAGGCAAUGCCUCCACCUCCAGUUACAGGAGGGCUCAUUCCCCUGCCUCCACUCUGCCCAACUCACCAGGCUCCACCUUUGAAAGGAAAACUCACAUCACCCGCCAUGGAACAUAUGAAGGGAGCUCCAGUGGCAACUCUUCUCCAGAGUAUCCUCGGAAGGAGUUCGCAUCUUCUUCAACCAGAGGAAGGAGCCAAACACGAGAGAGCGAAAUCCGAGUUCGACUGCAGAGUGCGUCCCCAUCUACCCGAUGGACGGAAUUGGAUGAUGUUAAGCGUUUGCUCAAAGGGAGCCGAUCAGCAAGUGUGAGUCCCACCCGGAAUUCCUCCAACACACUACCCAUCCCCAAGAAAGGCACGGUGGAGACCAAAAUGGUGACGGCAAGCUCCCAGUCGGUGUCUGGCACCUAUGAUGCCACCAUCUUGGAUGCCAACCUUCCCUCCCACAUGUGGUCUUCCACCUUGCCGGCAGGGUCCUCCAUGGGGACCUAUCACAACAACGUGACAACCCAGAGCUCAUCCCUCCUCAACACCAACGCCUAUUCUGCAGGAUCGGUCUUCGGAGUUCCAAAUAACAUGACAUCCGGCUCUUCCACACUGCACCCCGGGGUCAGCACCUGCUCCUCAGUGUUUGGCAUGCAGAACAACCUGGCACCCAGCUCGUCCACCCUGUCCCACAGCACGGCCACCGCCUCCACAGCGUAUGGUAUGAAGAAAAACCUGCCCCAGAGCCCUGCUGUUGUGAGCACUGGUGUGUCCACCUCUGCAGCCUGCACCACAAAUGUCCAGAAUGAGGAUCUCUUGCACAAGGACUGUAAAUUCCUGAUCCUGGAGAAAGACAACACACCAGCCAAGAAGGAGAUGGAGCUGCUGAUCAUGACCAAGGACAGCGGGAAGGUCUUCACUGCCUCCCCGGCCAGCAUUGCUGCAACUUCUUUUUCAGAUGACACCCUCAAAAAAGAAAAGCAAGCUGCCUACACUGCUGACACCUGCCUGGUAUCAGACGCCAAUGGAGACGUGAAGACUGUGUCCACGAAGGGAAAGGCUGCCUCUGCAGAAAUGCACAACUACAACCAUCGUGGCGGUGGCAGUGGUGGUGGUGGCGGUGGUGGCAGCGGUGGCAGUGGUGGCCCAUGGGGAGCAGCGCCAGCUUGGUGCCCCUGUGGCUCCUGCUGCAGCUGGUGGAAGUGGCUGCUGGGCCUGCUGCUCACCUGGCUGCUGCUCCUGGGGCUACUCUUUGGCCUCAUUGCUCUGGCCGAGGAGGUGAGGGCGCUGAAGGCACGGGUGGCAGAGCUGGAGCAGAGCCGGAGCAACGUGCUGCUUUUCAAGGAGGAGAUGCAACGGGCCAACAAGGACUGGCUGCAGGGGGAAGCACCCAGCGUGGAAGCAGGCGGCAAACUAGGGCUUGACAGCCACCGGCAGGAGGAGCUCUGGCUGUUCGUGAGGAACAGGUUGAUGGCCGAGCAAGAAAACGGAAAUCUCCGAGGAAGCCCUGGCCCUAAAGGUGACAUGGGAAGUCAAGGCCCUAAAGGAGACCGAGGGCUCCCCGGGACUCCAGGCAUCCCUGGGGUCUUGGGCCACCCGGGUCCACAAGGACCAAAGGGACAAAAAGGCAGUGUGGGAGAACCCGGCAUGGAGGGACCCAUGGGCCAGAGAGGGCGAGAAGGCCCCAUGGGACUUCGUGGUGAACCAGGGCCUCCUGGAUUUGGAGAGAAAGGGGACAGAGGGGCUGCUGGUGAACCUGGUGUUCAGGGCCCACCUGGCGUCCCAGGAUCUGUGGGUCCCAAAGGUUCCGGCGGUUCUCCAGGCCCACGGGGUCCCCCAGGCCCUAUGGGUCCACAAGGGCUCCGAGGUGAAGUUGGACUCCCUGGUAUCAAAGGUGACAAAGGACCUCUGGGGUCACCAGGACCCAAAGGUGACCAGGGUGAGAAAGGACCCCGAGGCCUCACAGGUGAGCCGGGCUUGAGAGGCUUGCCUGGUGCUGUGGGCGAGCCGGGAGCUAAAGGAGCAGUAGGACCUGCUGGCCCUGAUGGACACCAAGGCCCAAGAGGUGAACAAGGUCUAACAGGGAUGCCUGGAACCCGUGGCCCACAAGGGCCUUCUGGAGACCCAGGAAAGCCAGGUCUCACAGGACCACAAGGACCUCAGGGACUUCCUGGUACCCCUGGCCAACCAGGAGCUAAAGGUGAACCUGGAGCUCCAGGCAGGAUCAUGACAUCAGAGGGAUCAUCGACGAUCACUGUCCCAGGCCCCCCCGGGCCUCCUGGAGCCAUGGGACCGCCAGGACCUCCAGGUGCCCCAGGUCCUGUGGGCCCAGCUGGUCUCCCUGGACAGCAAGGCCCACGCGGCGAGCGAGGACUUGCUGGUGAAUCGUUCAUGGGCAGCAGCAGCUCCAUCUCUGAGCUCCUCUCUACCCAAGGUGUUGAUUUACGGGGUCCCCCAGGCCCACCUGGACCACCAGGGCCUCCAGGAGAAGGCCGGCCGGGCCCGCCAGGCCCUCCGGGAUCUUUGCUGAGCAACUCAGAGACCUACUUCUCCGGCCCCCCAGGGCCCCCUGGCCCCCCAGGCCCCAAGGGAGACCAAGGCCCCCCAGGCCCUCGAGGACACCAAGGCGAGCAAGGCCCCCCAGGAUUCUCAGGCUCCGGCUCCAGUUCUCUUGGACUCAACCUGCAAGGACCACCUGGCCCCCGGGGACCCAAGGGUGACAAAGGUGAUCCUGGGGUCCCUGGCAUGCCUGGCAGACUCUCUCAAGGGGGGUCAUCGUCGAGCACCAUGUUCAUGCCAGGUCCACCGGGCCCUCCAGGCCCACCAGGGCCUCCGGGCUCCAUUAGCAGCUCUGGCCGGGAGAUCCAGCAGUACAUCUCUGAGUACCUGCAGAGUGACAGUAUUAGGUCUUACCUCUCUGGAGUUCAGGGUCCCCCAGGCCCCCCUGGUCCCCCGGGGCCUGUCACCACCAUUGCGGGGGAGACUUUCGACUACUCAGAGCUGGCAAGCCGCGUCAGCAGCUACUUACAGACCUCAGGGUACAGCAUUGGCUCCUCCGUCUCCAUCUCUACUGAGGACAUUGUGGCUGCGCUGCAGCGAGAUGACGUGAGGCAGUAUCUGCGUCAGUAUGUGAUUGGAGAUUGGUCUCUCCAGUCUUUGGACUACGCCGAGCUGAGCAGUCGCAUUCUCAGCUACAUGUCCAGUUCUGGAAUCAGCAUUGGGCUGCCUGGCCCCCCAGGACCCCCUGGCCUCCCAGGAACAUCCUAUGAGGAGCUCCUCUCCUUGCUCCAGGGGUCUGAAUACAGAGGCAUCAUUGGGCCCCCAGGUCCCCCUGGGCCCCCAGGGAUCCCAGGCAACGCGUGGUCCAGCAUCAGCGUGGAAGACCUCUCUUCUUACCUGCACACUGCAGGCGUGUCAUCCAUCCCUGGCCCCCCAGGCCCUCCUGGUCCCCCAGGUCCUCGAGGGCCUCCAGGCGUCUCAGGAGCUCUGGCAACCUACGCAGCGGAAAACAGCGACAGCUUCCGGAGUGAGCUGAUCAGCUACCUCACAAGCCCAGAUGUGCGGAGCUUCAUCGUGGGCCCACCAGGGCCUCCAGGGCCACAGGGGCCGCCUGGGGACAGCCGCCUAGUGUCCAUGGAUGGCUCCUACAGCCGGGACAGCAGGUCCUCCUCUCACAGCGCGUCCGUCAGCCGGGGCUCCUCCUACAGCUCUUCCAUGGGCAUAGGAGGAGCCAGUGGAGGCUCCCUCGGCGAAGCGGGGGCCUUUGGCCUGGACAUGGGCCUGGGCCGAGGCUAUGGGGGAGCAGCAGAAGGUGGCAUGUAUGGUGGUGAAGGUGGACCACUUGGGGCUGGCUUUGCCGGAGGUCUGGACUACAACGAGCUGGCCGUUCGGGUGUCUGAGAGUUUGCAGCGUCAGGGCCUGCUGCAAGGGAUGGCCUACACCGUCCAGGGCCCCCCAGGCCAGCCAGGGCCCCAGGGCCCCCCUGGCAUCAGUAAGGUCUUCUCUGCCUACAGCAACGUGACUGAGGACCUCAUGGACUUUUUCCGAACUUACGGAGCCAUUCCAGGGCCCCCUGGGCAGAAAGGAGAGGUGGGCAUCCCAGGACCCAAAGGUGAGAGGGGCCCCGCAGGACCAUCAGGUCGGCCUGGGCCACCCGGCCCUCGAGGGCACAAGGGAGAAAAAGGAGACAAAGGUGACCAAGUCUAUGCGAGGCGGAGAAAGAGAAGCAUCGCCAUCAAGCCAUGAGCUACCCUUGGAGGAACAGCCCCUGGCAUCAGUUCUUGCAAUGGCUUAUGGCUUCCACGUCAAAAUCUCUCCAAAGGGUGGAAGCUGGAGGCUCACUUCCUACUGAGACAGCACAGCCAAACAAUCAAUAGAACACCUGUCGUAGUCUGGAACAAUCGUAUAUAGAUGUGUAUCUCUCUAUAAAGAUGUAUCGUCCAGUCAAAGCUACACAGCCUGAAACCACUCCACCAGGUGAUAAAGUAGCUGCAGUUCCAGAAAAAGACUGGUUGCUCUGCCAGCUCUGAGCCCCUUGGCUUCCUUAGCUCUUAGUUCUAGAUGCAACCCAGGAAGUUAGAUAGAAGUUGGCUUAGGAGUCCUUGAGCUUUGCCUAAGAAUGAGCCAGAAAAGGGAAGACGGGUAUAGGGUGUGUUCUGGUUAUCACUGCAAGGCUGUGCUGUUCCUCCCUGUUUGUUCUGCAUUCUCUAGUCAUAGAAAGGACUUGGCUAAGAAGCAACUCUUGCAAGUGAAAAAAUUAAGAAACUCACUUCCCCUGAAGAUGGUGACAACAGGGUUUCUAAUAGUCAUUCUCACCACUUGGUCUAUUCCCACUUGCUUAGGAAGUCGGUCUGAUUGUAGCUAUGGUCUGUUUCUACAGGGCCAUGCUAGCAUUUAGAAAUGUGUUCUGCACUAGACCACAGCAAGGGGCAGAAGAAAGGCAGUGGGGAAGGAGGAGAAAUAGGAAAUUUGAUACUAGGAGAUGGCACAGGAGACUGGGCACAGCUGGGCGUUGAUGCACUUUUCAGUAUCGAAAACAUGUACAUGGUGUGUUAGAUGAAAAGUCAUUUCAAUUGCAAAAUUUCCAAUUAAAGUUUUUUUUCUUAA
Nyctereutes procyonoides (raccoon dog) is the source of this 5507-nucleotide messenger RNA. RefSeq names its product collagen type XVII alpha 1 chain (gene COL17A1). The transcript has 56 exons. The coding region runs from base 204 to 4646 and encodes 1480 amino acids. The record is from RefSeq and is a predicted model, not a curated record. Lineage: Eukaryota; Metazoa; Chordata; Mammalia; Carnivora; Canidae.